CAACAUCAACACCAACAUCAACAUCAACAUCAAUACCAACAUCAACACCAACAUCAACAUCAACAUCAAUCGUGUAUCAACGGCUCUUGUUCCUCUUGCGGAUCCGACCGAACCUUUCUGCCGAGCCGCCCAACCAAACGAUCAUCCUGACUCCGUAAACCACUUCGUCCCGCGGCCUGCCACCGGCCCUCGAUCGGCGGAGCUCUGAGGAUUGCUCGGGGCGAUGGUGACCGGCUUGGUGGGGCGAGCGCAAGCCUCCUCCUCCCUCCCCUCCAUCGUCUUGCCCAUCCCGUUCGCCACCGAUUCGACCUCUCUCUGGUCCGUGGUCUCUGCUCUCUAUCGACCCCGCGCCUAGCCUGCAAUGCCCGAUUCCAUGAUCGCCCGCGAGGGGCGUGAAAAGCAAGUCUACAUCGAAGGCAUUCGUCAGGUUGUCGGAGUUGUUCCGGUGCUGAAGGGCCAUCCAGACCAGAUCGUCCUGAUCUCAUCUCGGCGAUCCGACACCUGGAGUUUGCCCAAAGGUGGAUGGGAGGAGGAUGAGUCACAAGAGGGUUCAGCCCUUCGUGAGGCUUGGGAAGAGGCCGGAAUCAAGGGCAAUAUCGGGCAAAAGCUCGGCGUCUACGAACAUACCAAGAUUGAGCCCGAUGGCCGCCCAAAGUCCCAGUUUACCUUCUUUGAGAUGCAAGUUGAGGACAUGCGCGAGCGAUGGCCCGAGUCGACCGAACGAGACCGUCGGACAUUCCACAUCGACGAGGCCCGAAGUCUGCUCUCCAAGCGGUCGUACAUGCUUGAGCCACUUCUGCACUACGACAGUCUGCUGAAGAGCGGCAAGCUUCACUGAGCUCAUGGUAGCCCAUGCAGCUCUGUCUGAUGACGACAUUCCCAUGUCCAAGAUAGAACCAAGAAUCGAUGAUCUUCCCCACCUCUAUAUUGCUAUCAUAAUUACCACUACCACUACCACCACUACUAUAACCAUUGCUAUUGCUAUUACCAUGACCACUACUACCACUACUAUUACACCUUGUGCGGAUGAAACGGGACCGUGUGUCCCUGAAUGCGACUUUCAGUAGCCCCCAGUGGGCAGGCCAUGGAAUUCCACCCUGUCUUCGUUGGCAAUCGGCUUGUUUUUGGGCUUGGGAUCACAGUCUCGAAUAUACUCGGUCGAUCUCCUGUGGCGAUGAUUGACUGUCAUGGAUGCUGC
Polychytrium aggregatum is the source of this 1198-nucleotide messenger RNA. RefSeq names its product diadenosine hexaphosphate hydrolase. The transcript is spliced from 5 exons. The record is from RefSeq and is a predicted model, not a curated record. NCBI's taxonomy places the organism in Eukaryota, Fungi, Chytridiomycota, Chytridiomycetes, Polychytriales. Bases 362 to 838 code for a protein of 158 amino acids. Gene Ontology annotation, biological process: diadenosine pentaphosphate catabolic process; adenosine 5'-(hexahydrogen pentaphosphate) catabolic process; diadenosine hexaphosphate catabolic process. Gene Ontology annotation, cellular component: nucleus; cytoplasm. Gene Ontology annotation, molecular function: endopolyphosphatase activity; diphosphoinositol-polyphosphate diphosphatase activity; bis(5'-adenosyl)-hexaphosphatase activity.